UACACACCCGUUAGAAUUUCGCGCACGUUUAUGAUCAUUAAUAAUUAGCAGAUGAUACUGCUUUGAUCGGUGUUCCUAUCAGUCUUUAUUUUAUCUAUCAAUGUUAGGAAAGCAAAUAGAAAAUGCAAUUGAGACUGAGUUGAAGUGUCGCUUGUUCUGUACUUCAAUAUCAAUUGCUUCGAAAAAGUUAGAGGAAAUAGAGUCAGGAAACACUUUGUCAGAGAACAAUUCAAUUCCUCUUAAUUCACCAUGCAAGUUCUUGAACAUUAUUUUGUGUACUUUACAUGAUAUUCCCUGACUGUUAUGAGGAUAAGCUUUUGUGAAUAUAAAACUCACCCCAAUAACACACACGUUACCAAACAGUACUGUUUGACUCUCCAGCUUGGUGAAUAGUGGUGUGGUGAAACAUGGAAAACGCAUCCUAUUGAAGUUUUUCAGAAGAAGUUAAGCUCUAACAUUAAAAAAACUAAGACGACUUCAAAGUCAGUCAUGGAGUUUUAUCGACGACAAGAUGAACAUAUUCGUGAAUUGGAGAAGAUCGCAACUAUUAUGGAGGCAGAAACCUCCGAUGUAGAAGUAACCUCCAAUCAUCAUUCUAUUAGGCGGCAAACGCGAAUUAAUACAAUGAUUAUUAGUGUUGUAUUUUGUGCCAACGUGGUACUUUUAUUGGGUAAAGCUGUAGCAUCUGCAUUAUCAGGGUCAUUAGCAAUCAUAUCAUCUUUGUUAGAUAGUUGUGUCGAUUUGGCUUCCGGUGGUAUCAUGUGGUUUGCUGCUCGUCAAAUGCGUAAAAGGAAGCCAUACAAAUACCCAGAAGGGAGAACACGACUUGAACCAUUAGCAGUGAUUGUACUCUCUGUAUUUAUGGGUAGUAUAUCUAUACAACUUCUAGCUGAAUCUGUACAAGCCAUUGUUCGUAUGUCACAAAAUAAUCAAGAGGCACCAAACGUUAGUGAUUUAGCAUUGGGAAUAAUGGCAUCCGUAAUUGUGACUAAACUAAUAUUAUGGAUCAUUUGUAUUAAAUUUGGUGGUGGAAUGGCUAUCGAUGCGCUUAAAACUGAUCAACGUAAUGAUAUACUUACAAAUGCUGCAUCAAUUUUAUUUAGUGGUCUUGCUGGACGUUUACCUCCUUUACUACGACAAAAACAAUACGAAAAUCUUAAGUAUUUAGAUCCCGUUGGAGCUAUACUUAUUGGUUCUUAUAUUUUGUGGUCUUGGUAUCAACUUGGUGCUGAACAGAUACGUAAUCUAGCUGGUCAUACAGCUAAUCCAAGGUUUAUUCAAAAGAUUGCUUUCGUUUGUCUUAAUUAUCAUCCGUUGAUUGAACAAGUGGAUACCAUUAGGGCAUUUCAUUUCGGUGAAAACUUCUUGGUUGAAGUUGACAUUGUGUUACCUAAAGAAAUGUGUCUUAAAGAAGCUCAUGAUAUUGGUGAAGGGUUACAAAAGAAAUUGGAAAAAUUAGAAACAGUUGAACGGGCUUUUGUACACUUAGAUUAUGAAUUUUCACAUCGUCCAGAAACUGAGCAUAAAAUAGUUUAAAGAAAAAGAAAAAAAUUUCAUUGUAUCCUGUUUUUUAAUCAAUUUAAAGUGUACACAUACAUAACCAUUUAUGACAUGUUCCAACAUAAAACAAAAGAAAUUGACAAUUUAUUAUAUUAUUUAAUAUAAAUAUUGAUGACCAUGAAUACACCAUGUAUCUACAAUAACUUGCUAGAUUUCUUUCAUUAUUCAUUUCGUUUCAGUAAUUUUCAUGCUCCUGUUUCUUUGUUUAUUUAUUUCAUCUAUUUUAUAUUUUGUCCGACACAUAUAUAGUUUCUGUUCAAAUUUACAAGAAUAUAAU
This is a messenger RNA of Schistosoma margrebowiei, 1837 nucleotides long. The record is from the annotation of a GenBank genome assembly. NCBI's taxonomy places the organism in Eukaryota, Metazoa, Platyhelminthes, Trematoda, Strigeidida, Schistosomatidae.